CUUUGAAUUUUAAAACCACGCUCCCCGUCCAGCAGCUCGCUCACUCUCCGGUCGAUCGCUCUCUCGCCAGGCCGAGCCACACCGCCACUUGCCACGAUAUUUCCUCGCUCGCCCGCUCCUUCCACCGAUCGCCUGCACCACAAGCCGGCCGGCCGGCAGCGCGCUCGGUCUCCCAUGCGCUGCCUUUGACCACCAGAGCUCCACAAGUCCGCACCCCGCACAUGGCGUGAGAGGGUGGGCUAGCUGCUACUAGCUGAUAAGUCCAAGAAGUCCAAGCUCGUGCACGUCGAGGCUUGCGUGCGUGCGUGCCUGCAGAGUUCGCGGGGAGAAGAAGGAGAGAACCGAUGGCCGCGCAGGAGGGCGCCGCGGGGACGACGAACCAGGUGGAGAGGGUGCGGUACGGCGACGUCGACGACAGCAACUUCGCGCUGCGCGGCCGCGCGGUGCCGCUGCUGGCCGGCCUGCUCGCCCUCCUCGUCGCCUUCGUCGCCGUCUGCCUCUACCUCCGCUGGGCGUGCGGCCGCCGCCGCGCCCGCCGCGACGCCGACCGCGAGGCCUCGUCCUCGUCCGCCGCGGCGUCGCCCGUGCCCGGCCUCGACGCCGACGCCAUCAAUGGGCUGCCAGUCACGCUCUACAGCCCGCCCGCCUCCUCGCCGGCGCGCUCCCCUUCCCGGCACAAGGGCGACGGCGGAGACGAGGAGCAGGCGGCGGCUGUGGAGUGCUCGAUCUGCAUCAGCGCGCUGGUGGCCGGGGACAAGGUGAAGGCGCUCCCUCCCUGCGGCCACUGCUUCCACCCGGAGUGCGUCGACGCCUGGCUCCGCUCCCAGCCCAGCUGCCCGCUCUGCCGCACGCUCCUCCUCCCCGCCGCCGCCGUCGCCAAGCCGGUCGACGUUGUCAACGGAGGCGACCCGCCGCCGGUGUGACUCGUGAGCCACAAGACAACGCGCUCGCACUCGCACGCCAACUCACGGAAGCAUGACAAGCAGGCCCCACCUGUAAGCCGCUUACUGCUACCUUCACCGCAAGAAAGCCCGUACGUCCCGGUUUAACAAGAGAGCCAAAUGACCAAUGUGGCUGCCGUACCUGUCCCCGGCGAGGCGCGUCAUCGCCGGCCGGAAAGGCAGGGCCGGCUCUGCCAUGGCACCACGGGAGCCGUUCUUUCGCGGGCCGGCCGGCGUGGGGUCGCGUCGUCUCUCCGGCCACUUUUCUACCUUAAAUUUUCCGUUCAAGCCCCCAAAGGGAAGGACAGCGGUGUAGGCUGUACAUUAAACUAUCUAUCGCCAAGAGUAUUGUAGCACCGUCACUGCGUACGCGGUGGCAGCUCAGUGGUGCCCGGGCUAAUGGCAUCUCGAUGUGUACGUAGUUUAACAGCACUGAUCGCCUUUAAUUUAAGUCCCAGGAUC
Molecule: messenger RNA, 1403 nt
Organism: Triticum urartu
Lineage: Eukaryota; Viridiplantae; Streptophyta; Magnoliopsida; Poales; Poaceae
Product: RING-H2 finger protein ATL66
Source: RefSeq, a predicted model, not a curated record